This is a messenger RNA of Notolabrus celidotus (New Zealand spotty), 1944 nucleotides long. RefSeq names its product leucine-rich repeat neuronal protein 2-like. Lineage: Eukaryota; Metazoa; Chordata; Actinopteri; Labriformes; Labridae. The record is from RefSeq and is a predicted model, not a curated record. Gene Ontology annotation, molecular function: protein binding.
AUGCUCAACUGGAUCGAGAUCAGGGAAUUCAGAGAUCAAGUCAACACUGAGGUGUUGCUCCCAGCCACCUACUUUCUGAUGCCCAUUAACAGUGAGCCGCCAUGCUGCGAGCCACAAAUCCUCCACCUGUGGCCAGGAUAUGAGAUCGAUGAAUCAGCUCCUGUGACCUGUACGGAUCAUGAGGCCAACUCUAAUACUUCUGCAGACACAGUGUCUCCUGUGUGUUUCAUUGGUGUAUGUGUGCCAGCUGUUGUUGUGGGCUCGCUUCCUCACGCACUACCAUGGCAUGUCUCCUGCCCAGUCCGGUGCGUGUGUCAGAUCAAGCCAUGGUUCUCCCCGGAUUCUGUCUACCAUGAGGCUCCCACUGUGGAUUGCAACGACCUGCUGAUGACCAAGCUUCCUUUACCCAUACCCCACACACACACCCUGCGCCUGCAGAGUAACCUCCUGUCUGAGAUCGACACUGCAGUGCUGCACAGACUACCAAACCUCACAGACCUUGACCUUUCUCAGAAUCGCUUCAGCCGCGUCAGGACAAUAACUAAGAGUUCCCCCAUUCCCUCCCUGCUUUCUUUACACCGAGAGAACCAUCUCAGCCACCUCCCUGAAGCCUCCUUCUCCUCACUGCCAAAUUUGCAAGAACUCUUUCUCAGCCACAACAACUUACACUCAAUAUCCCCGAAAGCAUUUUUAGGACUGGACUCCCUGCUGCGUCUUCAUAUCAAUAACAACAGACUCAUCACAGUCGACCCUCAGUGGUUCAAAGCUUUGCCUAAUUUGGAAGUUCUUAUGCUUGGGGGAACCGUGGAGGCCUUGCCUGAGCGGGGCUUCCAGGCUCUAAAGUCCCUGCGGAGUCUUGUCCUUGGGGGUAUGGGUCUGAGAGGCUUGGCGGAAAAGUCUCUGGAAGGGUUAGAGGGCCUGGAGAGCCUCUCUUUCUAUGAUAACAAGCUUACAAAGGUCCCCACUCAGGCCCUGAGGAGAGUGCCAGGACUGAAGUUCCUGGACCUCAAUAAGAACCGCAUCAAACUGAUAGAGACAGGGGAUUUCAGAGACAUGGUGCACCUGAAGGAGCUUGGCCUAAACAACAUGGACGAGCUGGUGUCCAUUGAGAGAGGAGCCUUGGAUAACCUCCCAGAGCUCACCAAACUUGAGAUCACCAACAACCCACGACUAUCCUACAUCCAUCCACAAGCUUUCCUACAGCUGAGCAGGCUGGAGAGUCUGAUGCUCAACUCAAACUCUCUGAGCGCUCUACACCAGCACAUCGUGCUCUCCCUGCCAAGUCUUCAGGAAGUCAGCUUACACUCCAACCCACUGCGAUGUGACUGCCUAUUCCACUGGGCAGCUGAAGAGGCCUCUCAUCCUCACACUGAAGUAACACAAACACCCCGGAUGGUGCGUUUCAUCCAACCUCAGGCCACACUGUGCUCUGAACCCCCAGAACUGCGAGCUCGGGUUAGGGAGGUCUCCUCCAGGGAGAUGUCUGCCUCAUGCCUCCCCAUGAUCCCUUCCAGCUCCCUUCCUUCCUAUGUUGGGGUAAGAGAAGGAGGAAAACUUGUCCUGCACUGCCGUGCUCUUGCAGAUCCACAGCCUGAACUGUAUUGGGUGACUCCCUCUGGGCUCAAACUUGGUCCUGUACCGAUCGGUGCAUCCAAAAGUUCACCAGCUCCUGAUCCCUGCCACAGAAUUACAGUCUCUGAGGGAUUCAAUCAGACAACCGCCUCCAGCGUCUCAACUAGCCAUACUCAAGCUCAAACUCACACUCCCUGUAGCCCCUCCAAACACUACCGGCUACUGCCCGAGGGGACUCUAGAGAUGAACAAGGUGACCCUCAGCGAGGCAGGGUUGUAUACCUGUGUAGCUGAGAAUGUACUGGGUGCAGAUACACGCAGUGUGACUGUGGGUGCAUGGCAGAGAAAAGAAAAGAAAGAAGGGAGUCUGUGA